UUUUGAAAGAAACUAUGAAGGACCCUUCUGAAAUUGGGAGAGAUGAAAAGUCUGGUAAGGGUAGUGACCUAAACUUCUCGAUCUCUAGCAAAGAGAUAGAAAAAGAGAUUCACCAUCAAAAUCAUGAUAUUCAAAGAUUCAAAGGUCCGAUCGGUCUCAAAUUUAUUUGCUGUGGUUCUAAAAGAGGAAUGAAGGAUUGAGAUCUGAUAAUAUCUGAAGAUGAUUUCAAGAGUACAAAGAAAUCAAAAAUCGGCGAAUCAAAGAUGCCAAUUUUAAAUUCGAGAGUAGUUUAUUGUGCAGAAAUUUGGUUGUUUCGAAUGGUGAACGUUCAUGAAAGGAGGGGUGAAGGAGCUUUGGUUAAUUUGGUUGAUUUUGGGGAGGGAUUCGAAAUUUAUGUUAAUACUGUGAUUGAAAUGUCUUCCUUAUCAAGAGUUGCAGUACAGGGUAUGGGAUAGUUAUUCGGAAUGCGCUGGGGUACCAAGGAGCACGAGGAGGAAGAUGUAGGGCUACGUCUGUUGUUGAGGGGUGAAUUUGUGUUUAGGUUCUACCCGUCCUAGUCACACCAAAUGACCUCACAAUGUUAAGAAUGGUAAGAGAGAGAGUUGUUUUUCCAUUGUACCUUUUCCUUUCUUAUAUAAGCUUUCCAAAAAGCCCCUUCCUUUAUGUCAUCAUUGCAUGUGUCCUACACCUCCUUAAUUACUUCUAAUGCCAUUCCUUAAGAUAACCUUCUUUUUAUUCACUAAUCCCUUCCUUGUCCUUCUCUUUUAAUGGAUACUUUCUUGUUGGACUUGGGCUUAGUUCCCAAGUCCCUAUGCUUUUACCUAGUUUAACCACUUCUUCGGGAACACCCUGAACCCAUUAAGGGUUGUUAUUUUUCAUGUAUCAACAUUAGUCCCCUGACUAUUGGGUCAAUUGUUUAAUGACCCAAUAGUCAAAGAACCCCCUUUUGAGCGCCCUCCUUUAUAGUCCAUUAACAUGGUGGGUCUCCUCCUUUUGUUGAACUUAUGAUCGUGGGCGACGUUUCAACUCCUCAUCGUGCAAAACCGCUUCUCCUUCCAGUUUCUGACGGUUGCUUUUCCCCGUGCAUAACUGACACGUCCAAUCUUUAGGGCUAUUUAUAUAUAGAGUUGUCAAUUCAUUAUCCCUUCAACUUUUCUUCUUUUUUCCUUCUUCCAGACGUACCCAUACACUCGCCAUGUCUAGUAGAUCUUCCAGUAGUUCUUCAUCCGAGGAGUCUAGUGAAUCUGAACAACCUAGGCAUGAGGGCUCCAAGGAAUCCGAGUAUUCCGAUCAGGAUGAGAUCGUCCUACCCGCCCCAGCAGACGGCAAAUUGUAUACUAUUGCUGAGUGCACAAGCGGUUCUGCUAUAAAGCGCGCGCUGAGGUUAAGAGAACUCCGUGGAGGUAAGCGCGUUUUCCCUCUGGAUGAUAUCCUAAGUUCUCGCCUUCUCAAUCCGCUCGUGCUUCCUUACCCCCUUAUCCCAGAUGGCUUACGCGUCCCGAGUCAGAGACUAUGGACGUUUUCGCGUUCAACACUGUGGCGCGGAUGGCCAUCCAUCGUGGCGAUUAUGAUCUCCAUGAUAUCGACAUCCGUUCUAAGUCGAAGACUCCCCCUGUGUGGCCUCAUUGGACAUCUCAUAUACGCUCCAACCUCAACCACGCUGCUGCUCCCCGGAAGGCAAGUAUUGAUGAAGAUAUAAACUCGUCUCUUAAGCGGGAGGUAAAUAGGUGCAUUCGUGAUAUAAUACGGCUUUUCUGCCGCUGGGCUCCUCCCGUUCAUACCCUUCUCACAUCGUUAGAGGAUGUAUUCGCUCUUACAGGGCUACCGAUUCAUGGAAGUCAUUCAUAUGAUGAGGAAGCCGUCUACCGAGCACUAAAUGACGAGGACAAGGAACUAUGUACUUAUUUGUUGAAGUGCAAAGAUGAUUCCCGUCGUGAAUUGGUACGGAAGAGCCAGGCGCCAUCAGGAAAAGUCAAGGACAAGGGAGCCGCUGACACAGGUAAGAAAGGGGCAUCUUCGUCCGCUCAGAAGGGGAAGGCUAAGUGGGUAGAAGAGAAGAAAGCUCCUCCUAAGCUCCCAUCUGGCGAUCGAUUGUUAUCUAGCUCCAUCUGCGCCUAUGAGUCGAUUCAUGGUUCGUCAGAUCCAACAGAAACUAAUCCUGAAUGGGUCGUUAAAGUUAAUCGUCGCGCUUCUUUUUCUCUUUGGCUGAAAUAUUGGGCUCCUCAGAUGGUCGGUGGGAAUAUGUUCCCUCCUAAACACAAGUAGAAGAAUCCCCGCGCGGAACUAGCUGCCUUCAUCUUAUUCUGGCUUUGUCACGACAUAUUUGAAUACAGUCCCAGGAUACCAUUAAGGGUAAGCUCGUGCUAAUGGUUGUGUUGUUGUCUCGCGGCGUCUCUUUUCCGCUUGCACCAAUGUUCUUAGGUGGUUUGUACCGCCACCUUGAUUUAUUCUGUCAAGAUCUUCAGACGGUAGGUUUGUCCCACAAGAUCGAGACCUACAUCCCAGCAUGCAGGCUUGGUACUGGGAGCAUGUUCCCUCGUGCGCGCCUGAGCCUAAUGAACUCGCGAUUCACCGGGAAGAAGAUGUGAAGCAGGACGAUGGUUCAGUCAAGAAGCUUCUCGUUGUUUACGGCUACCCACGGAUGGAUCUUUCGAACUUGAAAGGGAAAGUCCCCAAGGGCGAUCUUAGUAAACACUUGGACGUGGCCAAGGAUUUUGAACCAUUCCCUUACCAAGACGGUUGACCGGGUCUGGCGCAUUAUGAUUUUAUUGCACCUUUUGACGCGGAGUUGGAUUCUACAAAGCUCUUGCCGGAGGCGGAUUUUGAUUCAGUGAUGGUUGUGUUAAUGGGUUAUCUUCCUGGUUUCUAUGCUGGUAAGUUCAUCGCUAUAUCUUACAACCCUGAUCGCGCGGCUUGGCAAGUGGGGUUCGAUCAAGGGGUUCCUCACAGGUUUCCUCCCCCGGAAAGUUCUAACAUCGAGGAUGUCAUUGCUAGAUUCAAUCGUUACGUCUUCAAAGGAGCGACUCGCUUGUCUGAUCAAAGGAAGGAUUUUUCAUUCAGGCUGCCCAUCCCUGCGCGGCUCUUAGCAGUUACUGAAGGCGCCCACGAGUAUCAUGAUUUAUUACGGCGCCGGGCUUUGAACUUUCUCUUCUCCUCCUUGCGACUUGACUAUUCAGGAUCUUCGGUAGCUUCAUGCGUCUGGCCGAAUCAAACUUGAUAAUGCCGUAGCUGCCGAGCAUCGCCUUGUUCCGACUAACAAGGGUCAUUCGGAUCCCGUGGUGACCUCUUGGGCCCCACCUGAGGGUUGUGAGCCUGCGAAGCCGAAGAAGGGGUCGUUUUCCGAUCGUAAACCUCCGCGGUUAAAUGUGAAGCUAUCUGCUAGUCCUUUGGCGCCUCAGGGAACUCCUCCUUCCAGUCGCCUAGGGUAGAAGCCCCCUUCUUAUGUGAUGGAGGAAUACUUGAAUAUGCCGGAGUGUGACUGGACUGAGAGUAGUCUAAAGAAGAAAUCUAGGCGGGAGGCGAACCAAUCGUCUGCCCCACGCCCUUGUUCCUCUGCUAAUACUGUGCCUUUGCAGCCUCGUCCAAGUCAACGGAGGAGCGCGUCACAGCCCCCCAAGGAUAUGAGUGUCAACUCGACUCUUUCGUUUGUGGAUCAUCUGAGGAACCUAUGGGUUAGCCUCCCCAUAGGGGAUGGUUGGGUGACGCCACGCCUUCAUGUAUCAUCAGUUCACCCUCUUAGGGAUGAGACCGUACGUGGCAGGGGUGAACUUCCAGUAUCUCCUAGUGUCGUUCUGCAAUCAACGAGUCCUUCUGGGUCCAGCCGGUCAGCCUUUGGUGGGUCCUCAUCCCACGUGGCACCAACCAUUAAUGAUCCUGCAGGCUCCACCAGCGGCUCUGAAUCGUCUUCUAGUUCCUCCGCGUCUCGUCCCAAAAUUGAUGAUACUCCGCUAGGCUCGUCAAUUCCCGAGGAUAUGAGUAAGAAGCGAAAGGAACCCACGAAGCCCGACAUGGAUGGUACCAGGCGCGUGGUUCCUGGUGUCGAUGGGUCUUCUAAACGAACUAGAGUGGAUGGCGGCAGUUCGUCUGUUCUCUCGGAAAAGCAGACUGAUAUUCUUGUUGCUGGCGUGACGACCAACCCUGUUGUAACGGAGGAUUCUGAGGAUGCGUGGUUUCGCUUCCCUUUGGUAGUGAGCGUUGCCGAGGCCGGGGUAGAUCCCGCUACCCACACCCUAGUCCAUGGCGUCUGGGUUCUAACUGCUUUUGCUGCCACCUAUAUAGACAUUGUUGAGCGUGGUGGUGGUCAUAUGGCGAAGGAGGGUCUUUUGGAUGUCCCUAUCCUGUGCUACAUGACUAGGAAUCUCUUGGAGAUUGCAUACCAACUCACCCGUGUAGGGGAUGAUCCUGUCGAUGAGGCGAGGUUGCAUAGCUGGGAAGCUGCCGUGCAAUCUGUACUCAACGUCAAAUUCCCUAUAUCGUGGCUGAAGGAGAUGUUGGUGAAGGUGAGGAGCUGCAAUGAUCCUCGCAGUCGUCUUUCUGGUCAAAUCUCUCAAUUAGAAGGGAAACUAGAGAAGUGUUCGGAGAUGACUUCCAGCAAGAGGGUGGUGCUAAAUCUGCUGCUUGAUGACAUUGGGUUAGCAAAUGACGAGGUGCUGCGUGCUGAAGCCGCUGAAGCGGCGGUUCGUGCAGAACUCGAGGAGAAACGACAGGAGUUGGAGAAGCUCUGAUUUGCUUAAGGCGCUUUGUUGGAUUUGUUGUUUGUUUGCUAUUGGAUUGUGGGAUAUUCUGUUGGUGUGUGGAUUAAUUUUUCUUGUUGGUGGUAUUUAUUUAUUGACUAUUUUGUUUGUUUAUAAUUUUCUUGCAUUAUUAUUGAAAUGUGCAUGUAGUUAGGCGA
Papaver somniferum (opium poppy) is the source of this 4891-nucleotide messenger RNA. RefSeq lists its product as uncharacterized. Bases 3447 to 4724 code for a protein of 425 amino acids. The record is from RefSeq and is a predicted model, not a curated record. The transcript is spliced from 5 exons. NCBI's taxonomy places the organism in Eukaryota, Viridiplantae, Streptophyta, Magnoliopsida, Ranunculales, Papaveraceae.